UCGGAAGAAGAUAACAAUGGCCGCCGCUUUGGCAGCAUUGUGAUGUUGGUGUUGAAAUAUAGACCAUAUGGGACCAGGCGAACAUCAAGGGAGUUGUUAAGCAUGAGCUAAAGAGGGGGAUUCUGAGUUAGAAUUGUGUCGUAUGAAAUCAUGAAGAAAUGCCAUCCUGCGCUUGCUAAUGCUAGUAGAGAUUUACGCCAUGAAAAAGCAAGAUUACCCAAAUGUGUUAAAGCGUAUCCAAGAUGGGGACCUGGAAGCGUUGAAGAGCCUAUUAGCUCAAUCAGACGACCCUAGUUUCAUAUCAUCAUGCCAGCAUGCUCCUUCGGGCGACACUGCCGCUAUCGUGGCCGCAAGAAACGGGAGAUCAGAGACCUUGGAAUUACUGUAUAGGAAAGGAGUGGACUUGGAGAAGCGGAAUAAAGACGGGAAAAGGCCCUUGCAUGAAGCUGCUUCUGCAGGUAGCUUGGAGUGUGUUCAGUUCCUCAUUAGUAAAGGGGUUGAGAUUGACUGCCUGAAAAGAGCUGACUGGACUCCUCUGAUGAUGGCGUGCACAAAAAGUAACCUUUUCAUCAUCAAGGAACUGAUUGCAGCUGGGGCAAGUGCACAUCGAUGUAACAAGGAUGGCUGGAACAGCUUCCAUAUAGCAGCAAGGGAAGGCCACCAAGAUAUUUUGCAGUAUUUCCUUGAGGAGUUCCCAAUGAUUUGGAGAUCAAAAAGCAAAAAUGGACGUACUCCAUUACACACUGCAGCAUUCCAUGGGAAUGAGCAAGCUGUCAAACUGAUGAUUGACAGGUGUCAGUAUGAAGCUGAUGAGAAAGAUAGUUGUGGUGCAACGCCCCUAAUGGAUGCACUGCGCUCUGGUCAUAUAAGAGUUGCCAAACAUCUCAUUGAUGGGCACGGGGCAUCAUUGGUGACAUGUGAUGUGCUGGGCCGGCAGCCUAUUCACCUUGUUGCACAGGCUGGCUGCCUGGACACCAUGGAAUUCCUGGUGGAACUGCAUGAUGUUGAUCCUACAAUAGCAGUCAAGAGUACAGGCCGAACAGCAUUACACAUAGCAGCAAAGGAGGGACACAAUGAUAUUGUACAGUAUUUGGGUUGCUAUGGAGUCUGCAUAGACGCACAAGACAGACAUAAAAGAACUGCACUCCAUCUUUGUUCAGCAUCUGGGCAUGCGGAGUGUGCGUCCAAACUUCUUCAUCUGGGUGCAGACCCUACUCUCAAGGAUUGCAAUGGACACACGCCCAUGGAAUUGUCAAUCAACAUCUCUGUACGGGAAGUCUUUGAGAGUCACAGGUGACUCUAGGACUUGUAAAUCAACGUUUCUGUACGGGAAGUAUUUGAGAGUCGCAUGUGAACAUAAGACCAGACAAACAACAUCAUGUACGGGAAACUCCUUUGUACGGGAAGUUACACGUGAACGUAUACAUAUCUGAAGGUUUAGUGCGUGGAAUAUCGGACAAAAAUCAUAAUUUCAUAGACUACAAACUUGCAAGCCAUUCAGCGAAAAAUAGCCAAGUGCAUGCUUUAAUUGAUGUCUGGAAGAAGAAUGGGGAGAAUGGGAACAGGGAUGUACUGGUAAUUGUGGGAUGUGAUUGUUAUAACGAUGAUUGCGUGAUUUCAAUCAUCUUUAUUGCGUGAUCACCCUAAAGGCUCUGUCAUACA
Molecule: messenger RNA, 1662 nt
Organism: Nematostella vectensis (starlet sea anemone)
Lineage: Eukaryota; Metazoa; Cnidaria; Anthozoa; Actiniaria; Edwardsiidae
Product: ankyrin repeat domain-containing protein 16
Exons: 7
Coding region: 179-1297 (372 amino acids)
Molecular function (GO): protein binding
Source: RefSeq, a predicted model, not a curated record